GGCGAAUAGUGGUACAAGUAUAGAUUACCUAGGGUUCCGAGAGGAUUCUGCUCAGUCCUCCAGCAAACAUCAAAGAGGACUUGUUGAUCUCAACGAGCUGAUCAAAAAGUGACCGAUCCUUCUCACCACAAUUCACACAUCAACUAACUUCUACCGAAGUUCUAAUCUCGUCAUAUUUUCCUGCUAGGAAAAUUCAUUCCCUUAACCUGUUUAAAAAAAAAAAAGCAAAGUUGCUGAGAUAAUAACUGAUAAAACUCCUUCAGAUAAAAGAACUCAAAAAAGAAAAAGAAAUAUGAAGGUGCAAACUAGUAUCGCUAUCACUAUGAUAGUUUUGACGAGCACGAUGCACUUCGGUGCAAACGCAUGGGGUGGCCUUUUCAAUCGUUUCAGUCCUGAAAUGUUAUCUAAUCUUGGUUAUGGUGGACAUGGUGGUUAUUUGAGCAGAUCUAGAUUAUUACAGGGACCCCUUUCGGGAGGUUACGGAAAUUCCUAUGGGGAUUCCUUGGAAGAAGAAUCUGACGAUCCCUGUUACGAGAAGAAAUGUACAGCCAAUGAACAUUGCUGUCCUGGUUCGAUUUGUGUCAACGUUGAUGGCAUUAUUGGAACUUGCCUGUUUGCUUAUGGACUAAAACAGGGUGAAUUGUGCAGAAGGGAUAACGAUUGUGAAACAGGUUUGAUGUGUGCUGACACAGCAGGGGGUGAAACUCGAUCCUGUCAACCACCUGUCACUUCAAACAAACAAUACAACGAAGAAUGUAACAUGUCAGGUGAAUGUGAUAUUGGUCGUGGAUUGUGUUGUCAAUUGCAGAGGCGACAUCGACAAACUACAAGAAAGGUUUGCUCUUACUUCAAAGAUCCAUUGGUAUGCAUUGGUCAAGUUGCCACAGAUCAAAUAAAAUCUGUUGUACAGUACACUUCCGGUGAAAAAAGGAUCACUGGACAAGGGAAUCGUCUUUUUAAACGAGUACCCUUCGCCUAAAUUAUUUCUUCCUUAAAUAUUAGUUAACGAGGAGGAGAAUCAUAGGGGUAAGAAGAAUGAUCAAAGGAUUUAACAAAAGAAAUAAAAAAACAAACAAGAACAACAAGAAAGAAACAACAAGAACAACAUAAAUAAACAUGCAAAUUCUCCUCCAUCAAAGCACGUAGAUUUUUAAGUGAUGUCGGUUUAAUUACGUCGAUCCCGUUCGUAUUCUAUGAAGACUCCGUUACGAACUUGAUAUAUGUAUAUCUCCAAUAACAACAACGAUGUAAUUUCUUCAAUAACACAAGAAGAAGAAGAAGAAAACAAGAAGAAAGAAGAAAAUAGAUUGUAAAAAAAAGAAACGGAUAAGAAACGUUUCAUGGGGAUAUAUUUAAAUCACUUAGUAAGAGGAGAUUCUAGGGUGACGAUACGAGACGCCUUCUAUGGUGUUUUCUCCUAAUAUUACGACUGAUAAAAUACAAAUUACAUAUCACAGUGGACCGUCGUUGUCGUUGUCGUCGUCUUCUUCUUAUAUAGUUUAAAACAAAAACAUAUAUAUAUAUAUAUAUAUUAAAAACAAAUAAGUAAGUUAUUAAAUACUUACUAAUGAUCUCUUUAUCAUCGCGAGAAAGAAAGAAAGAAAGAAAGAAAGAAAGAAAG
This is a messenger RNA of Polistes dominula (European paper wasp), 1621 nucleotides long. RefSeq names its product space blanket (gene spab). The record is from RefSeq and is a predicted model, not a curated record. Lineage: Eukaryota; Metazoa; Arthropoda; Insecta; Hymenoptera; Vespidae.